AUGGAUGACAGUUCUCAUGUUUUUCUAAUCAAAGACAAAAUCCGUUGUAUUCAAAAAAAGAUUAUGGAUCAAUUAGCCGCUGAUCUCAAUAGCGCACUAAAUGAUGCUCAUAUCCUUCCGUCAUCAUCAUCAUUACCGAAUAUACCAAUAACAUCCUCAUCGUCUUCCGUAACAAUAACAAAAAUCAAGCGUCGACGUAAACGACCGGUCAACAAUGAGAUGCAGCAGCAGAAACUUGAUGUAUCCGACAGCACAACGCCUGAAAAUAGUCAAAGUCGAAGUCAGAAUAAUAAGCAAUCGAUUGUCAGUGAUAGUGACGAUAUGCAAAUGCAACCCAAAACGCAAUCAUCGUCAUUAGCAGCGGCAUCCGAAUCAGAUUCGGCGUCACAAACGGAUGAUGUCCAACGACGUCGUCGUCCGUUUAAAAAACCAAUCAUUCCACCGACAUCAACAUCCAUAUGGAAAACUGAACAACCGAUCAAAUUAACGCGUUGUCCAAGCGCCAAGGUUACGAGUAUUACAACAAUAAGUACACCUUUACGUCGUCGACGUCGCAAUUGUCGAAGUGAUAGUCAUUGCCGCAUAAGUGAUCUUCCUGCAAGUUCAUCAGCCGUUUCCUCUUCAUCGUCAAUCUCAUUAUCUCAUCAGAAUACUAACUAUGCUGGUAAACGCAAACGUUCUCGUACAAUAGUUCAUGACGAUUAUCGACUACGAAAUAAUAGUCUACAGGAUUACGAUAUGACGUGUAUUGAUGAUCAGAAUCUAACAAACUUCAGCAGUAGUAGUAGUUUAAAUUUAAGUGACAGUGAUAAAGAUCCGUGUUUAACAAGCAACGAGGCCGAUGAUGAACAAUCAGAUUGGCCACGAGAUGAAAGUAGCGUACCGCGUAUGAUAUCAUGGUGGGAAGAUAACAAUGAUAACAAAUCCGAUCAAGAUGAUGACGAUACUGAUGAGAAAAUGUUAACGACGACCGACAGUACCUUACAAAAAAUAGUGAACGGUGCACUCAGUAUGAUGCUAACAAAUUCCAAAACAACAGUUCAAAAUCGAAUCAAAACAUUUGUUAAUAGAGAAAUGUUAACAGGCAAUCGAAGAAAUCUUGGAUCGAAAAAUGCCUGUACUCAUCCUCAUCAAAAACGGCAUAUUCGCUUAUUAAAAGAAACUCGUCGCUCACACCAUAAUAGUUACAACCAUAAACGAGUCAAAAAUGACCAUUAUACAUAUAAAACCAAUGAGAUCAUUGCUCCAAUCGAUGAGACUAAUAUGGGUCAUCAGUUAUUAGAGAAAAUCGACUGGACUCCUGGUAAUAGUCUUGGUGUCAACCAAAAUGGCACUACUGCUCCUGUACAAAUCGAUUAUCAAAACUAUCGGCAAGGUUUAGGUUGUGAAAACGCGUCAAUGGACAUCAGUGAACGUAUGGAAAAUGAGCAAACAACCACAUCUCUCUCGAAUCAUCCAUCUCAUCAGUAG
This is a messenger RNA of Adineta ricciae, 1470 nucleotides long. The record is from the annotation of a GenBank genome assembly. Lineage: Eukaryota; Metazoa; Rotifera; Eurotatoria; Adinetida; Adinetidae.